UCUCUGUCUGUCGGUCCCAGCGUUGCCAUUCCGACGCACAGCCCCCAACGGAGGCGCAACAGCUAAACGGAGUUGCCCAAGUGGACUUCCUUUAGAACCUCCGGUCCAGUCCCCACGUCUUCGGAUGCGGGUUCCUCCCACCUCCCAACCUAAUUCGGUGCGCGUGGGGUGGGAGGACAGCAACCCCGGAGUGAGAUAAAGAGAGAAAGACAAGAGAUGCGCCCGUGGUCAGAUGCUGGUGAAGUCAAAUCACGGGAACGAGACGGCGCCCAGUCACUGGAAUAACGGGACGUGAGUAAAUAACGGGGGUGGGUGGGAGGGGUUUAAAAAAAAAAAGAAGCAACAAUAACAACAAAAGACACUUGGAUGAUGCUGGAAUGGUGCGGCAGGAGCCCUCCGUGAUAUGAGUGAGGAACACAAAGCCCCGCAGCGGUGAUCACUGUUUGAGCCCACCAUCCAUCCUUCCUACCAUCCAGCCAGCCAGCAGCCAUCCUGAGGGUCUCUAUUCAUGUUACAAAAGCCUGGCUCCUGACAAUGGAUUACUUGCUGUGGGUGUGCAGCCUCCUCGUGCCAAUGGUGUUGGCUGUUGAAGAAACGCUUAUGGACAGUCGCUGGGCGACAACAGAGCUGGCCUGGACUACAUUCCCAGAAAGUGGGUGGGAAGAAGUGAGUGGCUAUGAUGACUCCAUGAGCCCCAUCAGAACCUACCAGGUGUGUAAUGUCCGACAGCCCAACCAGAACAAUUGGCUCAGGACGGACUAUAUCCCCCGCAGGGGUGUACUUCGCGUCUACGUGGAGCUCAAAUUCUCCGUGCGCGACUGUGCCAGCAUCCCCAACAUCCCCGGCUCCUGCAAAGAGACCUUUAAUCUGUUUUACUACGAGUCUGACGGGGACACGGCCACGGACACCACCCCCCUGUGGAGGGAGAACCCUUAUGUGAAAGUGGAUACGAUCGCCCCCGAUGAGAGUUUCUCUCUCCUGGAAGCUGGCAGGAUCAACACCAAAGUGCGCAGCUUCGGCCCCCUGUCCAAGUCGGGCUUCUUCUUGGCCUUCCAGGACCUGGGAGCCUGCAUGUCACUGAUCUCGGUCCGGGUGUUCUUCAAAAAGUGCUCCACCACCAUCGCUAAUUUUGCCGUCUUCCCUGAGACCGCCACGGGGGCGGAAGCCACUUCCUUGGUCAUUGCGCCGGGGGCCUGCGUGACAAACGCUAUGGAGAUGUCCGUCCCGUUGAAGCUCUACUGCAACGGUGACGGAGAGUGGAUGGUUCCGGUGGGCGCGUGCACCUGCGUCGCUGGCUACGAACCCUCCGCCGAUCGCGCCCAAUGCCAAGCUUGCAUCGCCGGGACUUUCAAAUCCAAAUUCGGUGACGGCUCCUGUAUCGCGUGUCCGUCCAACAGUCGCACCGGUGCCCGAGGAGCCAGUGUUUGUCCCUGCCAAAGUGGGUUCUACCGCGCCGAUAGCGACCCACCUGACACCGCCUGCACCACAAUCCCGUCGGCUCCCCGCAAUGUCAUUUCCAGUGUGAAUGAGACCUCGCUGUCCCUGGAAUGGGAGGAACCCGAAGACGGCGGUGGCAGGAAUGACCUGGUGUAUAACGUGGUGUGUAAGAAGUGCCUGCGGGACCGCAGCCCGUGCACGCGCUGCGACGACAACGUGGACAUCUCCCCUCGAAGGCUGGGGCUGCGGCAGAGGAAGGUCGUGGUGAGGAAUCUGCAGGCUCACACCCGCUACAGCUUUGAAGUGCAAGCGGUCAACGGUGUCUCCGGGAAGAACCCCACCUCGCCGCGUUACUCCACAGUCAACAUCACCACCAACCAGGCCGCACCGUCCGCAGUCCCAACAGUCCAUCUGAUGCGUUCCACCGCAGACACUCUGAGUCUAUCAUGGUUGCCUCCGGAGAAACCUAACGGGGUCAUUCUGGACUACGAGAUUAAAUACCACGAAAGGGGCCAGGCUAUGUCACACACGGUAACGUCCCAGCACAGCUCAGCCAAGGUGGAGGGGCUGAGGGCCGCCACGCCCUACGUUGUGCAGGUGCGAGCUCGCACUGUCGCAGGAUACGGUCGCUACAGCAACCCCAUGGACAUCAGCACCAGCCUGCACAGUGAUCCUCAGAAGUCUGUGCAGGAUCAGCUGCCUCUCAUCAUCGGUUCCGCCUCUGCAGGGUUGGUGGUCAUUGUUGCCAUGGUGGUAAUUGCUGUUGUCUGCCUCAAGAAGCAGCGCAGUGGCUCGGAGCUGGAGUACACGGAGAAACUGCAGCAGUACAUUUCUCCAGGUGUAAAAGUGUACAUCGACCCUUUCACCUACGAGGACCCCAAUGACGCCAUCCACGAGUUUGCGAAGGAAAUCGACAUUUCCUGCAUAAAGAUUGAAGAAGUCAUCGGUGCAGGUGAGUUCGGCGAGGUGUGUCGUGGACGGCUAAAGCAGGCCGGCCGCAGGGAGAUGGUGGUGGCCAUCAAGACCCUGAAAGCGGGCUACACGGAGCGCCAGAGGCGGGACUUCCUGGCCGAGGCGUCCAUCAUGGGCCAAUUCGACCAUCCCAACGUCAUCCGGCUGGAGGGCGUGCUGACGCGCAGCUGCCCCGUCCUCAUCAUCACAGAAUUCAUGGAGAAUGGCGCGCUUGAUUCCUUCCUGCGGCUGAACGAUGGCCGCUUCACGGUGACUCAGCUGGUGGGGAUGUUACGGGGCAUCGCCGCGGGAAUGAAGUACCUGUCGGACAUGAACUAUGUCCACAGAGACCUCGCUGCCCGCAAUAUCCUGGUCAACAGCAAUUUGGUGUGCAAGGUCUCAGACUUUGGUCUGUCACGCUUUCUGGAUGACACUUCGGCCGACCCCACUUACACAAGCUCACUGGGAGGGAAAAUUCCCAUCCGGUGGACGGCGCCAGAGGCCAUCGCCUUCAGGAAGUUCACCUCUGCGAGCGACGUGUGGAGUUACGGCAUCGUUAUGUGGGAGGUGGUGUCGUAUGGAGAAAGACCCUACUGGGACAUGAGCAACCAGGACGUGAUGACGGCGGUUGAGCAGGACUACCGGCUCCCCCCGCCCAUGGACUGCCCCAUGGUGCUGCACCAGCUCAUGUUGGAAUGCUGGAUGAAGGAGCGCAACCUGAGGCCCAAGUUCUCGCGCAUCGUCAACACGUUGGACAAACUGCUGCGCAACGCCGGCAGCCUCAAGGUGGUGACGAGCACGUACUCGGGGGACCUGCUGAGGCUGGGAGGAACGCUGCCGGGACACAACAGGAAAAGUCCGGAGAGCAGUGAGGAAAUUGUGCGGCAGCAAAUGAGCCAAACUCUCCCCAUCAGAGUGUGAGCUGCCGCCAAAAGCGACCUCGUGGAGACGGAACGCUCAAAAGAAACUACCUAGAGAAACUCUCGAGGCGAAGCGCCCGAUGUAAAAUAACCAGAGGGAAGCUCCCACUGCACAGGAAGGACCACUCGGAUUACUUUGUGCGAGCGCUCGAAGACUUUGUGUUAAAAGAGAAUGUUCCAUUGCGGUCUGUGUGUGUGUGUGUGUGUGUGUGUGUGUGUGUGUGUGUGUGCGUGCGCGCGUGUGUUCUUCAUUGGUGGUUUUGUGACUGUUGACAUCACGCCAAACUUCUUCUGGGCCCUCUCAGGUUGUGUUUGCAUGUUUGCAUGUGUUUUCUGCUGGUUGGGAGCCAGUUGGGCUUCUCCUCGAGAAACUUAGGAUGAGGGUCUGGAAGGAUCCGACAGUGCCAAGAUUCAAAGACAGCUGUUGGAGGUGUCUUUUUAGUUUUGUUUUUUUUUUUCCAGUAUCAAUUGGGAAUCGUAAAACAAAUACAAAAAAGACAUGGAAAAAGUAAUUCAUUAUUUAGUUGCAAAGACUGAGCAGGAAAUCGAGUUAAAUUGUGGCGACAUAGCGUCAAAAUGUUUUAUCACCGGGAAAGUUUGACUGUUUUUUUUUUGUUUUUUUUGUGGGAGGUCGGGGUGAGGCUAUAUAAACACUUGAGCGCCAUUGUUUGCGUCAGUGGUUGUUCAUUGUAACUGCAAGUGACUCACAUCCAUUCCGAGCAGUUAGCGCAUGGAUUUAGCUCGCUGGGUAUGCGCGCAUCUCGAAAAUGCCUCUCCCUGGGAUGUCCCCCCCUUUUCAGAACAAGCUCGGUGUUGUCAUUUAAAUCCCCGAGUUCGGUGGUGACAUUGCGAACGACGUCAAAUGAAACCCGAGAGCCCGUAAGCUAGCUCGUGGCGAGCUUCUGUCGUUGCGUUUUGGAUUUACUCCAAUUUGGCAGGGUUUCUAAAAAAAAAAAAAACUCUGCGGUGUGUCUAAUAUGGAAGAUAUUUAUUUUUAUUUUACAGGGACUUGGAAAUGGUCAGGUUUAUGUGACCCGUAUGUUUGAUGAAUUUACGUAGCUUGUUAGUCGCCACAGUCAGUCCAGACCACCAGCUAGCACCUUCACUUAUCGGAGGACAGGACAGGACAGGACAGGACAGGACAGGAGUCCCAAAAGAUAAAGGUACCUAAGCAGCCUUCUCUUCCGUGCCUUCAUGCGCUCCCGGAAGGAUUCUUUCACGAUCCUCCACAACUUUCGUCGACGUAACAAUCCCAUGAGCUUGAGAAAUCGGAAAAGCAUUUGACCGACUGUGGCUGCUAACCUGCUAGCGUAUCUUGUGAGGAAUCCCAAUUGCCAAAUUUACGGGUCCCCGUAAACACAACCAAAUACUCAAAUCAAACUCUGUCCUCUGGCACAUUUUUUUUUUCAAUUCAUUCAUUUUAUUUCAUAGAAUCGAAUUCAUUUCACUCUUUGUGUUGGAUUCAAAAGCAAUUAAAAUAAUGAGCUAACUUUUGUUUUUGCAAUUGCCAGUUGAAACAAAAAAGAACAAAUGCUACACAGAUUAUUAUUUUAUUUUUUUUACUUAAUCUACUCUGUCUCUCUCUUCCUGUUACUUUUUUUUUAGGGGGGGGUCACUUGCCAGGUAAAUUUGCUUCCACGUAAACUUCAUGUCUUCCACACAUGAACUGGGAGAAUUCCGUGUUCUAAUUGUGUACAAAGCAUCCGAGUCUUCACGUGGUCUCUCCUCGCAGAGCAAGACUGCAAAAUGAUACUGUGCUGGACACGUCCGUCACGUGCAUGCCAAAUUGGAAUCUUCCGCGUUAUAUGUUGCUUUGCCGGCAUUUGCUACGGACUUUAACGUCCGCAUUUUCUUAUUUGAAACCUAUACGCAUUGUUUCGAAUGCUAACUUAAGACUGAUGAAGUGUAUUUGUGCUUUUUUUUUUUAAAACCGAGGCUCAAAGGUUUUUUUUUGUUUUUUUUUUAAUUACAACGCUCGCGUGGUCGUGCGCGUGCGUGCGUGUUUUCUUUCAGUGAUCGAUCAGACCAGAAUGAAUGAGUAAACCUUUGAAAGGACAAAAUGGAGACAAUUCUGCUAUUCAGCUUUUCCAUGUGACUAUUUUUUGCAUUUUAAUGAACGACGCCUGUGAAUUGUCGCUCCGACUUUGGCAAACAUGUUUGCGUUAAAAAGGUCACGCCAACAGAUGAAAGCGUUCUGACCUUAAAACUGAACUGACCCACAAAUGUGGAUUGAAAGUCGACGGCUUCCCGAUCCGUUACUCCUGAAUGUUGUCCGGUGCGGUUCCUAUUCAAGUCAAUGACUGCCUGUAUAUACCCCAUGGUAACUCUUUUGGAUCAAUCCGCAUUGUACUGCUUUCUGACCUGACUUUGGCCUCUGUGUGACCUUUGUUUACAUGCUUGUUUGUUUGUUGGUGAGGAAGCAAACAAUGGCAAAAAAAAUGAAAAGUGUUAACGGUCAUUACGUAUCUGAAACUGUGUCACAAAGAAAGAAGAAGAAAACAUGCGUCUGUAAGGGCGGACUUUUUCCUGUGCAAUUCAAGGUGUAGUAGAUACUGUAUAUCCCAAAAAAAAACACACACACACAAAAAAAAGCCAGAAAACUAGAAGAAAAAUCUGCAUUUCUCCUUCAAUAUUUUUACGAUAAUCAUAUGCAAAUAAAUUAUUAAACAGA
Molecule: messenger RNA, 5979 nt
Organism: Hippocampus zosterae (dwarf seahorse)
Lineage: Eukaryota; Metazoa; Chordata; Actinopteri; Syngnathiformes; Syngnathidae
Gene: ephb3a
Product: eph receptor B3a
Exons: 15
Coding region: 535-3309 (924 amino acids)
Biological process (GO): axon guidance; protein phosphorylation; cell surface receptor protein tyrosine kinase signaling pathway
Cellular component (GO): neuron projection; plasma membrane
Molecular function (GO): transmembrane-ephrin receptor activity; protein binding; ATP binding
Source: RefSeq, a predicted model, not a curated record